GGUCAUAACAUCUGCCACACAAAGGAACCAAGCAUGGCCGUGGAAGUUGUUGUAACUCUGACCCAAGAGUCUUUUUUUGGGCAUCAAGUUUUGUCUUUGAAACACUUUCAGCUUAUUACUUCGAUCCUUGGCAUUUGUAUUCGUGUUUUGUGGUCAUUUGGAUUGCAGUGAUGUCAAUACCCAGCCCCACAUACUUGACAGCCAAAUCAUUUCAACUGGACUGACUCCGCCUCGCUCAUGCGGGACUUGCCUGCGUGCGCUCCCCUAAAGAGUCUUCUCUUUUCACCCACCCCCCUCCCCCGGUAACUUCACCCCAUCAGCAGAGAGGAGCAGCCUUGACGCACAGAACCGGGCGAGCACAUCGGCAGUGGGAGAAGCAGCAGCAUCCGGAGCCACCUGGCCGUUCACUGCUGCCCGUGGCGACCUCAGCGCAACAUGUUUCCAGCGUGGAGACAUCGGGGAACCCGCGGCGGGGCUUCAGCGGUACCAAAGCGGACCAUGUGUGGAACUGGACAGGCGUGGGUCUCCUGUUGGAUUCUGAUGCUGUCGACUUCUAUUCCCGGCGCUCAGGCUCAAGUAGAUGAUGUUCCACCUUAUUUCAAGAUGGAGCCUCCUCAGACUCAGGUUCACCUGGAGGGAAACCGCCUGGUCCUUACCUGCAUGGCCGAGGGCAGCUGGCCCCUGGAAUUCAGGUGGAUCUACAACGGGACCGAGCUAACCCGCUUCUCCCUGGAAUACAGGUACCUGAUCCCCUCGCUAGACCGUUCACAUGCUGGCCACUACCGCUGCAUCGUGAGAAACCGAGUGGGUGCCAUAAUGCAGUGCAGCACCCAAGUGCAGGUUGCAUAUAUGGGUGGUUUUGUAGAAGGUGAAAGGUCUCAAACUGUCUCUCAGGGCGAGGGUGCUCUCCUCCAGGCACCACGGAUACACAGCUUCCCAAAGCCUCAGAUAACUUGGUUCAGAGACGGGCGCAAGAUUCAAUCAAGCAGCCGAAUCGCCAUCACUUUGGACAACACUCUGGUCAUCCUGUCCACGGUAGCCCCAGAUGCAGGACGUUACUACGCCCAAGCAGUCAAUGACAAGAACGGGGAGAACAAAACCAGUCAGCCAGUCACACUCACAGUGGAGAAUGUGGGAGGACCUGCAGACCCGAUUGCUCCCUCCAUCAUCAUCCCCCCUAAAAACACCACCGUAACAGUGGGGAGAAACGACGCCGUCAUGGAGUGUGUUGCUAAUGCGAGACCCCUCGUUAAAAUGAAUAUUACUUGGAGGAAGAAUGGAGUGGUGGUCAGCACUGGGAUCCGAGAUUUCAGCCGUAGAUUGGUCAUUGGCUUGCCUGCAGUCAGCGACAGUGGCUACUACGAGUGUGAGGCAUCCCUUCGCAGUAGCAGCGUCCCUUCAGUCUCCGCCGGGGCCUACCUGCAUGUUCUUGAAUAUCCGUUAUUCAUAAAAGAGCCGCCCAGCCACAUCACUGCUGAAAUGGAGAAAGUGGUGGAUAUUCCUUGUCAAGCACGAGGAACACCACAGCCAGACAUUGUGUGGUAUAAGGAUGCAGUGCCAAUCAGCCCGGUGAAGAUCCCCAGGUACAAGGUGCUGGUAGGAGGCAGCCUGCAGAUCAAUGGCCUCUUGCCAGACGACACUGGGAUGUUUCAGUGCUUUGCUCGCAACCUUGCAGGAGAGAUCCAAACAAACACCUACCUAGCUGUUACAAGUAUUGCCCCCAACAUCACCGCCGGCCCCUCUGACAGCGCAGUGAUUGAUGGCAUGUCAGUCAUCUUGCAUUGUGAGACCUCAGGAGCUCCGCGCCCAGCCAUCACCUGGCAGAAAGGUGAACGUGUAUUGGCCAGCGGCUCGGUCCAGCAGCCCAGGUUCACCCUGCUGGAGUCCGGCAGCCUGCUCAUCAGCCCCUCCCACCUGUCGGAUGCUGGUACUUACACCUGCAUGGCCAGUAACUCCAGGGGCAUCGACGAAGCUUCAGCUGACCUGGUGGUUUGGGCACGUACACGCAUCACAAAACCACCUCAAGACCAGAGCGUCAUCAAAGGAACCAAAGCUGUCAUGACCUGUGGUGUGACCCAUGAUCCCAGUGUAACUGUGAGGUUUGUGUGGGAGAAGGGCGGCUCAGUGAUUGACGUGAACACAUCGCCCCGCCUGCGUUUGGAUCCUGACGGGACUCUGCACAUCUCCCAGACGUGGUCGGGGGACAUUGGAACGUAUACCUGCAGGGUAACAUCCGUGGGUGGAAAUGACUCCCGCAGCGCCCACCUCCGAGUCAGGCAACUGCCUCAUGCUCCAGAGAACCCAGUGGCAGUUCUGAGUACCUCAGAAAAGAGGGCCAUCAACCUCACAUGGGCCCAGGCCUUUGAUGGAAACAGCCCCCUGAUCCGUUACAUCCUGGAGGUCUCGGAGAACAAUGCUCCUUGGACGGUGCUGCUGGCUAACAUUGAGCCAGAGUCUACUGGGGUUGUUGUUGGUGCUCUCAUCCCCGCUCGUUCGUACCAGUUCCGCCUGUGUGCUGUCAACGACGUGGGCAGAGGCCAGUUCAGCAAGGAGACUGAUCGACUGACCCUCCCUGAGGAGCCGCCUAGUGCACCCCCUCAGACUGUCAUUGCAAGUGGCCGCACCAAUCAGUCCAUCAUGAUCCAGUGGCAGCCGCCACCAGAGAGCUAUCAGAACGGCCCUCUCCAGGGCUACAUCAUCAGGUACUGCCUGUCGGGGCUUCCAGUUGAUUGUCAGAUAAAAAACAUUACUAGCCCAGACCAGACCAGCCUGAUCUUGGAGGAUCUCAUCAUCUGGACAAACUAUGAGAUUGAAGUAGCUUCCUACAAUGGAGCAGGCAGGGGCACCUACAGCCACAAAGUCACAGAGUGGACUCUACAAGGAGUGCCCACUGUGCCUCCGGGAAAUGUGCAAGCUGAAGCUGUCAACUCCACCGCUGUGCGUUUUACCUGGACUGCCCCAAGUCCUCAGUUUAUCAAUGGAAUCAACCAGGGAUAUAAGCUUUUGGCCUGGGAACCAAGUCGUCCAAAUGAGGUCACCGUGGUUACGGUCCGCCCAAACUUUCAGGACAGUGUUCAUGUUGGUUACAUCUCUGGCCUUAAAAAGUUCACUGAUUACUACAGUUCAGUGCUCUGCUUCACUACACCUGGAGACGGGCCCCGUAGUCCACCUCAACGGAUACGCACCCAUGAGGAUACUCCUGGGGCUGUGGGUCACCUUAGUUUCACUGACAUCCUGGAUACUUCUCUAAAAGUCAGUUGGGAGGAGCCACUGGAGAAAAACGGUUUUCUCACAGGAUACCGAAUUUCCUGGGAGGAGUUCAACAGAACAAACACCAGAGUCACCCAUUAUUUACCCAACCUGACUCAGGAGUACAGGGUUACUGGACUCACUGCCCUGACUACUUACACCAUUCAGGUGGCGGCCAUGACUUCCAAAGGUCAAGGCCAGCUAUCCGCAUCCACCAUAUCUUCAGGUGUACCACCAGAGUUGCCUGGUCCCCCCACCAAUCUAGCUAUUUCUGACAUCAGCUCACGUUCUGUCAACCUACAGUUCAAACCGGGUUAUGAUGGGAAAACAUCAAUUUCUCGCUGGCUGGUUGAAGCUCAGAUUGGUAUAAUUGGAGAAAAUGAAGAGUGGCUGAUGGUUCAGGAGUUGGCUAAUGAACCUGAUGCCAGGUCACUGGAGGUGUUUGACCUGAACCCUUAUACUUUCUACAGGUUUAGGAUGCGCCAGGUAAACAUUGUGGGUACCAGUCCUCCCAGUCAGCCCUCCAGGAAGAUCCAGACCCUCCAAGCCCCUCCGGACAUCUCCCCUGCGAAUGUUACCCUGCGCACAGCCAGUGAGACUAGCCUGUGGCUUCGCUGGGUGCCUCUUCCAGAGUGGGAGUACAAUGGCAAUCCAGAUCUCGUAGGCUACCGCAUCCAGUACUCGAAAGCAGGCUCUAAAGGCAGCGUUCUAUCCCACGUCAUCAUGGACCGGCUGGAGAGAGAGUUUACUGUAGAAGACUUGGAAGAGUGGACGGAGUAUGAGGUCAGAGUUCAGGCCAUCAAUGGAAUUGGGUCUGGACCUUGGAGCCUGGCAGUCCACGGCAGGACCAGGGAGUCUGUUCCUUCCAGUGGUCCCACCAAUGUGUCAGCCUUUGCCACCACCUCCAGCAGCAUCCUUGUGCGGUGGGGUGAGGUCCAAGAAGCAGACAGAAAUGGACUCAUCCUUGGCUAUAAGGUUGUGUAUAAGGAGAAGGACUCUGACACGACACCUAACUUCUGGGCCGUAGAGGGCAACAACACCCACAGUGUCCAGCUAAGUGGUCUGGGGAAGUAUGUCCUCUAUGAGAUCCAGGUCUUGGCCUUCACUCGGAUAGGAGACGGAAGAAGCAGCUCUCCUCACAUUCUAGAAAGAACCUUGGACGAUGUACCAGGUCCUCCUGUCGGCAUCCUGUUCCCAGAAGUCAGAACCACAUCAGUCAGGCUCAUCUGGCAACCUCCUGCACAGCCCAAUGGCAUCAUACUGGCUUAUCAGAUCACGUACAGAAGGAACUCUUCAAGCAGCAACGCUGCCACGGUAGACGUGUUGAGCCCUAGCGCGCGACAGUACACAGCAACUGGACUGAAACCAGAAACGGUUUAUGUGUUCCGUCUCACGGCUCAAACGCGAAAAGGUUGGGGUGAGGCUGCUGAGGCUCUGGUGGUCACAACAGAAAAGAGAGCUCGACCCCAACCCACGAGUCGUCCCACGGUGCCUCAAGAAGAAGUCCAGGCUCGCAGAGUGCUGUUGUCAUGGGAACCAGGGAGCGACGGCCUGUCGCCAGUUCGCUACUACACGGUUCAGUACAAAGAGCUGCCCGACAGCAACUGGACUGUCCACUCAGCAUCUGUCAGCCAUGAAACAAGCUCCCACAUAGUGGACAGGCUGAAGCCGUUCACUUCUUACCAGUUCCGUGUUAAAGCCACCAAUGACAUUGGUGACAGCAGAUACAGUGAGGAGAGUGAGGCUAUCACUACGCUGCAGGAUGCUCCAGACAAAGCUCCAACAAUACUGUCAGUUACCCCUCACACCACCACAUCUGUGCUGGUCCGCUGGCAGCCUCCCUCGGAGGAUCACAUAAACGGAGUUUUGUUGGGGUUCAGGGUCAGGUACCGGGAGCUACACUACGACAGACUGCGCAGCUUCUCUGUCCGAACUGUCAACAGUCCCUCUGCAAACUGGGCAGAUUUGACUGCUCCUUACAGCAUCAGAAACUUGAGUGAAUCUUCUCUAACCCAGUAUGAGUUAGACAACUUGAGUAAACACAAGCGCUACGAGAUCCGUCUUAGUGUAUAUAACGCUGUGGGGGAGGGCCCAAGCAGCACCCCACAGGAGGUGUUUGUCGGAGAGGCAGUCCCAACAGCCGCUCCUCAAAGCGUGGUGGUGCAGUCUUCAACGGCCACUCAGCUGGACGUUACGUGGGACCCUCCUCCUCCAGACGCUCAGAAUGGAGACAUACAGGGUUACAAGAUCUACUUCUGGGAGUUUCAGCUCCAAAAUGAAACGGAGCGUGUGCGAACUCUGUUCCUGCCAGAGCUGGGGGUGAAGCUUAAAAACCUGACAGGCUACACCACCUAUAUGAUCAGCGUGGCAGCUUUCAAUGCUGCAGGGGACGGGCCCCGCUCCCUUCCCACCAGAGGGCGCACUCAGCAAGCAGCACCAAGUGCUCCGAGCUGCAUCCACUUUAGUGAGCUGACCACCACUUCAGUCAACGUGUCCUGGGGAGAGCCCAAACAGGCAAACGGAAUCAUCGAAGGCUACCGCCUGGUUUACGAGCCCUGCACUCCAGUGGAUGACUCCUCUCCUCGCACUCCAGGUGUCAGUAAGAUAGUGACUGUAGAUGUGAAGGGCAGUGCUCCUUUGUGGAUGAAGAUCAAAGACCUGGCUGAUGGCGUCACUUAUAGCUUUCGCAUUCGGGCGAAAACACUCACUUAUGGUCCUGAGAUUGAGGCCAACAUCACCACAGGGCCUGGAGAAGGAGCCCCAGGCCCUCCUGGAGAGCCCUUUAUUUCACGACACGGCGGCGCCCUCACUCUACACUGGACAAGUGGGGAUCAUGGCCGUGCCCCCAUUACAAGAUACGUGAUUGAGGCCAGACCUUCUGAUGAAGGAUUAUGGGACAUUCUUGUUAAAGACAUUCCCAAAGAAGUGACGUCCUACACGCUUAAUCUGGACAUGCUACGAGAAGGGGUCACGUAUGACUUUCGAGUGAUUGCUGUCAACGAUUAUGGCUAUGGGUCCCCCAGUGCCCCGUCUCCCUCCAUAUCAGCUCAGAAAAUGUCUCCUUUUUAUGAGGAGUGGUGGUUCUUGGUUGUCAUUGCUUUGGUUGGCCUCAUCUUCAUCCUCCUGCUGAUUUUUAUCCUCAUCAUUCGAGGCCAGAGUAAAAAAUACACCAAAAAAGCCGACUCAGACAUGUUGUCGUUCUCCUGCCCAGGAAACCACUCCAACUGCACCGCUCUUCCACUGACCCAUGGAGAAAUGGUCCGGCUGGAUGAGGGACGUUUCCCAGCCCUUGAGCUUAACAACCGGCGCCUGUCUGGGAAGAAUUCCUUCUGUCGUAAAAAUGGCAUCUACACUCGGUCUCCUCCUAGACCGAGCCCUGGAAGUCUGCACUACUCAGAUGAGGAUGUCAGUACUAAGUAUAAUGACCUGAUUCCAGCAGAGAGCAGCAGCCUGACUGAAAAACCCUCUGAGAUAUCAGACUCUCAGGGCAGCGACAGCGAAUACGAAGUGGAUCAGAGCCGGCAGAAGACCCACUCCUUUGUCAACCACUACAUCAGUGACCCCACCUACUACAACUCGUGGCGGCGGCAGCAGAAAGGCGUCUCUCGUCCACCUGCGUAUGGCUUCUCGCAGCCCGAGCCCUUGGUGGAGCAGGAGUCCCGGCAGCACCCGCCACCCGUUCCACCUCUUCCCCCACUCCUCCCCCAAAGUUCGCCGUCCCCACAGCCCCAGGCCCAGGGCACUUUGUUCAGGCCAAAGGGUAGCCGGACUCCUACUCCCUCCCUGCUGUCCUCUGAACCUCCCAGCCAGCACAGCACUCUGUACCGGCCCCCCAGCAGCCUGGGCUGUGCCGCUCAGGCACCUACCGCAGGCUUCUCCUCCUUUGUUUGACACACAGCUCUCCUUCCACCAGCAGGACCAUGAAGAGGAGUCUUGAUUUUGGUUUUUCUUGGAUUCUCGACAUAUUUUGCUCUCCUUUUUUCUCGACAGUUGUUCCUUCACAACAAAUGAGAUGUUGCUCAGUCUGUAAGCAUCUCAGAGAUCUUAAACAGUGUUUUUUCCUCUGUGAAGAGAGUGUGUGUGUGUGUGUGCGUGUGCGUGUGUGUGUGUGUGUGUGUGUGUGUGUGUGUGUGUGUGUGUGUGUGCUAGUCUAUACAUCAAAGUGAGGACCAAAACAAGUUUUUUACCUGCAAACUGAGGACAUUAGUAGCAAAGUGAGGACAUUUGAUCCUCACUUUGGGACAAAGUGGUUAGCUUUAGAGGUAUGGUGUGAAUUAAGUUUUAGUUAAGGCUAGGGUCAGGAGUAAACUGGUUAUGGUUAGAGUUAGUUACGUUUAGGCACAAUCCAUUCACUAAAAUGAAUGGAAGUCAAUGACGGUCCUCACAACGAAUGCUACACUAGAGUGUGUGUGUGUGUGUGUGUGUUUGGUUGUUUAAUCGCUGUAAUCUAUAUUCCAUGAAAAGACAAUCAUCUGAAGAGUUUUAUGCUUAGGUGAAUUAAUUUGAUGGAUGUAAACAAGGAAGAUCAGAACUGAAAGUCCAGAAAAAAGAAGUCCUUGUUAUAGAAAUGUGUGUAUUAUUGUUCAUGAUGAGAGCUUUAUGAAAAACAACCACCUUAGAUCCACAGCGAGUACGGACCAUUUGGCUUGCAGAGACUGGACUGGAAAAACCAAACAAAAGAAAAACCAGACUUGAAGGACAGUUUGAAACGGAGGAAUGGACUCUGCCUUCGAGUCCUCCACUGGAGCUGCAGUACGUGUUUACUAUAUGUACUUGUCUCAUAUUGUUUACCAGAUAUUUAUACCAAUCAGCUUCAAGCUCAGAAUUUCCCGAACAUCACUAGUGACAUUGUUAUGAAUCACAUUAAAGCAUUGUGGCACCUUUACAGUAGACUGAGGAUGUUGAUUGUGAGCCGACAAACCAGCUUUCAUGAUGUGUGAUGUUCUGUAAUCUCUUUUGGGCGAAACGAGGACCAAAUGCACAAAUCGUCUAGGUUCAAAUCAUAGCAUCACAUCACAGCUACACUUUAUGUGUCAUAUGAAACAGUCAAAACAGUACAAAAAUCAUUAUUUUAGAGACGUGCAAAUGUCUACCCAAAGUUUCACAUCAAUAGCUUAGCUUAAAGCUCUAUUUUUUCCCUCAUAUCUACUUUUUUAUGCAAUUUUUUUAGUAGAAAAUUGUCCUGGAAAGACAACCUUAAGCUUUUGUCUCUUGUAAACACAAAGACACUAAAACCACAACAGCUUGUACAGUUACAGCCACGGCUUGAUCCAGUAUAAUGUUGCUUAAAAUAUUUUUAUGGGGAAAAAAACAACUGAUCACAAGUUUUUUUGUCAAAUGCGUAAAUGCAGACUGUCAUGAUAUAUAUGUAUGUGUGUGCGUGCAUGUGUGUGUUUAAAAUGUGUAUCAAGGCGGUAAUCUGAUUUCUAGAAAUGUGUUUUCUUUUGCUCUGAGGAAAAAUAUUCAUGCAGUUUUGUUUUUUUGCAACACUUUUGCACAUGCUGGUUCAUCACUAACGUUCCAUGGGACAUUGCUGUGCUGGAAUUGAACCCAAAGUGAAUAAAACAGUCUUGAAAUUUA
Messenger RNA from Nothobranchius furzeri (turquoise killifish), 8829 nucleotides. It is a transcript of the gene sdk2a, whose product is annotated as sidekick cell adhesion molecule 2a. Gene Ontology annotation, molecular function: protein binding. The record is from RefSeq and is a predicted model, not a curated record. NCBI's taxonomy places the organism in Eukaryota, Metazoa, Chordata, Actinopteri, Cyprinodontiformes, Nothobranchiidae. Gene Ontology annotation, biological process: cell-cell adhesion.